Messenger RNA from Thunnus maccoyii (southern bluefin tuna), 1277 nucleotides. RefSeq lists its product as uncharacterized. NCBI's taxonomy places the organism in Eukaryota, Metazoa, Chordata, Actinopteri, Scombriformes, Scombridae. Gene Ontology annotation, biological process: regulation of autophagy. Gene Ontology annotation, molecular function: 2 iron, 2 sulfur cluster binding. Gene Ontology annotation, cellular component: mitochondrial outer membrane; intracellular membrane-bounded organelle. The transcript is spliced from 3 exons. The record is from RefSeq and is a predicted model, not a curated record. Bases 125 to 481 code for a protein of 118 amino acids.
UGCACAGUGACGUAAGCAGACCGAACAGACGGAGUUCUACCGGAGCUAACGGAGUGCGGUAAGACUCCUCGGUUGACCUUGCUGCUGAGAGCUGACUACAAAUAACACACCGUCCAGCGAAAACAUGACAGCCCCGAGUUUACCUGCUAUACCCGCAUUACCCACCCCGGGAAUCAGGUUGUCAAAAGAGCAUUUGGUGGUUGCAGUGCCAGUGGCAGUGGUUGCAGCUGUAGGAGGUUUUCUAGUCAGCCAUUACCUGAGUGGGAGAGGCUGCAAGAAGGCCCAGGUGAACACAUCCGUCAGCAAAGACAGUCCCAAAGUGGUGCACAGCUUUGACAUGGAGGACAUCGGCACCAAAGCUGUGUACUGCCGCUGCUGGAAGUCAAAGAAGUUCCCUUACUGCGACGGUGCCCACACCAAACACAACGAGGAAACCGGGGACAAUGUCGGACCGCUCAUCAUCAAAAAGAGGGACGCUUAAGCCAACCAAUCAGAAAAGCGCGCCCUCCCUUGACCUCCCCUCCACCCGGCCCCAGUUUGUCCAGCCAGUUAUCCUCAUUACAGUGCACACUGAUGGUUACGGUACGACACAGUAUUCUUCAUAGACCAGAAUAGAAACUGAAUUUUUCAUUUCAUACAUUCCCACACUGUUCCUACACAAACCCACAUGACUUUGAAAUCAAAGGUCAUGUGCGAAGAGAUAAUAAAGGGACUUUGACAAUCAAUACAGUCAGACAUCGGGGUAUUACGACUGCGCAGUCGCUUUUUGACCCACUUAACACGAAGGUCAAAACGGCACUGCACAGGCGUCACACCUUCACGUCUGGCGUCCCUUUCUCUCUCCGCUCCUCCAGGUGUGGAGCAGGUGUUUGGAACACGAGGAGUACGGCAGAUCUUUGCCUCAGUCCGGUUUUUGCAUCCGAAUGCAGCGCCUUACAUUAAAAUCAGAAGUCAGAACACACACACACACAACCCAUAUGAAUGUUACAUGUCAUGAUUUUUGCACCAAGAGCUGCUUAGUCAGAGGUAGAAGUCAUGUUUGUGUUUAAUGAAAUAAAAAUCUAUCUUGAGAACUGUUGAAACACUAUCUGCUGUCUGUAACCAGUUACUGUCUUUCUGAGGAAACUGUUGUAUUUAAUCUGUAAAGUGUUGGGAAUUCUGCUUAUAAAGGAUAUAUUUUGCUUUUUCAUCAGAUUUAUUUUCUACUGGCUGCCGUGUGUCUGACUUGAUGAUUCAUUGUUCUGUAUAUUGUGAAUAAAACUUAUCGAGUGAUCUGA